Messenger RNA from Tigriopus californicus, 6765 nucleotides. RefSeq lists its product as uncharacterized. Gene Ontology annotation, molecular function: carbohydrate binding. Lineage: Eukaryota; Metazoa; Arthropoda; Copepoda; Harpacticoida; Harpacticidae. The record is from RefSeq and is a predicted model, not a curated record. The coding region runs from base 1 to 5685 and encodes 1894 amino acids. The transcript is spliced from 26 exons. Gene Ontology annotation, cellular component: external side of plasma membrane.
AUGCUCAUUGAAGAUCCCGAGCUUCAAGGUCAAUACGAAAGAACGGUUUCAUAUUGGGAUGAAUUCCAACCUUGGUCCGAAUGUACCAAGACUUGUGGAGGAGGAACAAAAUCCCGAUCCCGAAGUUGUUUCAAAGACAAGGAGUUGGUGGACCCAAAUGAAUGUUUUGGUUCUACCGUUCAAACCUGGAAUUGCAACACCCAGUUGUGCACAAUCCCGCAGCCAUGGGGACAAUGGUCGGAUUGCUCAGUAACUUGCGGGUCGGGAGUGCAAACCCGCAUUCGAAAAUGCCUGGAUACGAUUGCCAACAUCAAUGUGCCUUACAUCCAUUGCAAGAACUCAAACGAAACGUCCACCCAAGCCUGCGGAGGCGGCAUCCCGUGCAAUGGGUGGACUACUUGGAGCGAAUGGAGUGUUUGUCCAUAUACUGUAGCGGGAGCACAGAGGAAUAAGUCUCGGAAGUGCAUGAAUGGCGAUGAGGGUCAGGUGAACCCCAGUUAUUGCGGCGGCACUGCCACCGACGCAUCGCAACAAGAGCCUUGUCCAGCCUUGAAACCCUGCCCAGAUGACCACCCGCAUGCCUUUCAAGCUGGGUUAGCUUGUUGCAAAUUUUUCUACCGGAGCAAUGUUAGCUCUCUAUGCGAUGGACAGUUUUUGCAACUGGCCGACCCUUUGGAGUGUUGUGUGGACAGCGAGACAGUGGAUUGUGCAAACGAGCCAGGAUACUGUCAAGACAACCCAAUUGCCCCCACCUUCUGCCCAACCAACCCAGGAGCGCAAAGGUCGGAGAACAAUGCUCUAAUUGAAACAUCUGAGUCCAUGUCAUUGGCCAACGCCUCGAUUCAUUGCGGAGAUACCUUGAAAGGGGGACUACUCAAGACACUGGACAUAUCACUACUUGAGGCUUUCAAAUCUCGCCUCACUACCUUCCCGCUAAAUUUAUGGAUGGGUUUAGAAAAGACCAUAUCGACUGCAUGUACAGGAGCAGCAUGUGUCAACAAUUCACAAGUUUUCCUAGAAGAUGGUUCCAUGCUGUUGGCCAUUCCACCCGACAUUGAUCUUAAUUUGGCAGCCACGUCUAGCUGUGUAAAAAUGACCAUUGCCAAUGGAGAUCCCAAGUUUGCCGUAACUUCAGAGCCGUGUUCCAACAAUUUGAGAGUUGUGUGUGAGAUAUCAUGCAAGGCAACAGUCAUCUUUAAUAAGGAAACCAUUGUGUCAAUAGAUUAUGGAAAAUGUCCAUCCACCCACCCAUUUGCCAUCGAGAACGGCCAAAGAUGUUGCCCUGAUUUUAGAAAAAUCUUCCAACGGGAUUUGGAUCCAGAAUGCGAUGGAUCAAAGAUAUCUCGAACUGCCACGGAAGCUUGUUGUCCCGAUUCCAUUCCUUGUCCCGACGGAAUCAAUUGUCAAGAUGGACCACGAUCUGGGCACUUUUGCCCAACCAUGCCCAAUUUGGCUCGUUCCGGAGAUUUUGCCUUUCCUAGAUCAACAAACCGUCUGAAUUCGGAAAUGAGUAAAGAGUUUUGUUGGAACACUUACAAUUCAUCUCUAGCUAUGUUAAAAUCAAUGUGGGACGUAGAGGCUAUUUUGAGAGGAAUGACAGAAGUAACAACAGAGACUCACUCAAACAACGCUUUUUUUAGAGGAAAACUAUGUAAUAACAAGAUGGAUUGCCUACAUCCUACCUUUGGCCUUCAGUGGGCUGAUGGAAGUCCUAUGAAGGAUCUCCCGUUUAAGACAAUAGUUGUCGGUUCCACUUCGCACACAAUAUUGGUGGCUCGUAUUAAUAAAAUCAAUGGGGAAGUUAAUUUGAAUGGUGAUUUUAGUACAGCAACAAAGGAGGUCACUUGUCAAAAGCAUUGCUCAUUCAACAUGGCAUAUUGUCCCAGGGACCAUCCCUUUGCCACUCAAUCUGGUCAGUCUUGCUCAAAGCAUUACACCCGAUCUCACAACAAAUCCGUCAACCUACUUUGUGAUGGUAGCAAUCUGGCCUUUGAAGAUCCACCUGAGUGUUGCCAAAUUUGCGUAUCUUGUCCCAAGAUCAAUGCCAAAUGCCAAGAUUCUCCCAAUGCCCCAGAGUAUUGCCCUCCCAAUCCUGUAGCCAUUCGUAUGGGAGAUACAGGUCUCAUUGCCUACUCAAAUAUGAGUUUGAACCCGGUCGACAAUCUUCAAUUCUGUCGAGAGUCGCACAACGCAAGAAUGAUUAGUUCGAUCGACAUGUCUGUAAUCCAAAGAGUGAAAUUUCAAACAGAGUUCAAGUGGUUUUACCUUGGAAUCGAAAAUCCCUACAUGGCGGCAUGCAAAAAUGAUGAUUGCUUGAACAAUGAAUACGUCAUAUGGCACAAUGGUUCCAUGCUGACCAGUAGGGAAGGAAUAACAAUCGACCUUUUUACAUAUAACCGUGCAUGCCCCUACGCAACUGCAGUCAAUACUAUAGGGGGAGGGCUCUGUUCAACUGCGGUAACCCCAGUUUGUGAGACUUCCUGUCGUGGAUCAGAUCCUAAAUACUGCCCAAGUGACCGUCCAUUUGCGGCCAAUAACGGCCACUCUUGUUGUGCGGACUUCAACAAGAAGUUCGAUCUGGCCACAGAUCCCACGUGCGAUGGGACCACUUUGACCUUCAGUGACUCGGAAAUGUGUUGCGUUGACCCUAUUCCAUGUGCCGAUCCCGUCAAUGGUUGUCUGAAUUCUCAAAACGCCAGAACAUUUUGUCCAGCAUUUCCAAGUCUUCGUCGUUCUCGAGAUAUGGCGAUCGCGUGGAACUCUACAACUACCAUGUACCACUUACAGGCUCGAGAGUAUUGCAGUGAUGUCUGGAACGGUGCCUUGCCCACUUUCAAAUCAUUUUUCGAUAUUGAAUAUGUUCAACAAUUUAGCAGCACUAAGAGAUUUUUCGUCAAUGCCUGGUUUUCUCGAGGAACGGCAUGUUCGGGAGAUAACUGUUUUAUCGCUCCAAACAAUAUAACCUGGGGAGAUGGCUCGCAACUAAAGAAAUAUUUUUCUGACACAUUCCAUAUUGUAUCUUCAAGUCACAAUCAUUUGACUGUUUACCUGACAACAACGAAGAACAUAGUUCAUUAUUAUGGAGGAGGAAAGCUCGAGAAAUUCGAUGCCGCUUGCCAAAUUCCAUGCAGUAAAGUCACUCCCAAAUGUCCAAGCGACUACCCAUUGGCCACUGGGUUGGGAGGUGCGAUGUGCUCUAGGAAUCCGUGGAAAUUGAACGAUCCCAAUGUGAAUCCAGCCUGUGAUGGUUCAAAACUGGCGCCAGACGACCCUGUGGAAUGUUGUCAGGAUUGUAUUAACUGUCUUGGGAACUUCACGAAGUGUCAAAACUCACAAGCUAUCGAAUGGUUUUGCUUCGGCCAUCCUAAUGCAUCACGCUAUGGACCCACGGGAUUCAAUUACUUGUCUUCAAGUGGCCAAUUGAACCGACGACAGGCGGGAGAGGCUUGCCAUGCUGCAGGUGGCAGAUUGCCCAACUUGAAUGCAGCUGCCAAGAUGGAGGGACUGGAAAACUUUUUGUACUCAAAAGGGCUCUCAGUGACCGUAUGGACUGGCUUAGAAUCGUCGUUUGCCGAGUCCUGCUCCAACGAGCAAUGCAUCAAUUCAACCAUUCUCGAGUGGUCGGACGGGUCCAAGGUUGUUGAUACCGAACCCAUUAAAAUAUCCAUCAACACCCAUCGGUGUGUCUCAUUCGUGCAAUCCACCACGUCCUUGCAAGCCGUCGAUUGUUCCAACCAAUACGAUGUGGUCUGCGAAGUUGAUUGUGAUCCUCAAACCACCCCUUGUCCAAUGGACCACCCAUUUCCAAUCAAGGGUGGAAAGUUUUGCUGCAACGAUUACAACAAAAAAUUUGACAGUGCCGCUAAUGAUCUGUGUGACGGAACAUCUUUCACCGACGACGAUCCAGAGGAAUGUUGCCCAGACCCACUUCCUUGUUCUAAGCAUCAAUGCACGUUAAAUACUUUAAACAAAGAGUUUUGCCCCAAAUAUCCGGAAAGAACCCGCUUUGGAAACGCGGCCUUUCAAGCAAUUGGGCUCUUUAAUUGGAUCGAUUCCAUCGCCGAAUGUCAGAGUCAAUUCAAUGCUUCAAGCCUGAGCUUGGAUCAUCCCAUGGCAAUUUCUUAUUUGCUCAAUGAACCACAACUAAGAGCGGUGGAGGUUUGGACGUCUUAUCAAUAUGAAAACGGCCGAAAGGACAUCUGUGGGCCACAUGACUGCUUUGAUCAGGAAAGACGAUUCGUUUGGGGAAACGGAAGACCCUUCUUUCGUUUCCCCAGAUUCAACUUGUAUAUUGAUGUCACCUCGGAUGAACCUUUAUACGUGAAAACGUCAAUCCAUUUGAUGAACCAAAAGGCCGAAGCUAAUAGAUUGGACACCGUGUGCCAACUGGAAUGCUCAAUAUCUCCUGCAUUAUGCCCCUCGGAUCAUCCAUUUGCGACUGCUCGAGGGCAGCAAUGCUCAAAGUACUAUGAACGAAAAGAUUCAGCCGUGUCUGUCUGUGAUGGUGGCUUUCUACUGAAAACUGAUCCAAUUGAGUGUUGCAUUGAUUGUGUUCCUUGUCCAAUUACUGAUCGACCAUGCAUUGAUGCUGUCAAAGCACAUGAGUAUUGUCCCACCAAUCCCACUGCUGUUCGUUCCGAGGGCCAUGUUGGGUUCAUCAAAACAAAUCGAACCACAUCGCUAAUUUCAUGGUUGCAGGCUCAAAAUUAUUGUGUUGACAAUUUUCAAGCGCAUUUGCCUUUUGUCAAGAACAUGCGGGACCUUGUCGUUUUAACCAGAUUCUAUGGUGCUGGUAGUCGUUUCUGGUUGGGUGGAAUCGCUUCGUACGAAGCAAUUGGUAGGACAGUUUGCGAGCCUCCCAAUGAAUGUCAGUGGUUGGAUGGAUCCGACGUGGAUCUGAGUUUUUUCACCUUGUUUGACGUUGUGGCAGGAUAUAAAACCUUGAGCUUCUACAGCAUACCCAAAGUGGAGUUAACGUAUAUUGUCAAACAGAUAUAUGUGCCAACUGAAACACUAUGUCAGGCGAGCUGUAGCUUCUACCAAGACCGACUACUGUGUCCCACCACGCAUCCAUUUGCCUUUGAAAGUGGACAGAAAUGUUGCGCCCAUUUUACUCAAAGCACAGCCAACGGUUGUGCUGGAAAUCUUUUGGAUUUCCAGGAUCCCAUAGAAUGUUGCUCCAAUAGCACGCCUUGUUCAGAUCUGGUCCAGGGAUGCAAGACCCACCCGAGUCAAGCCCUUUUGUGUCCUCCGUACUCUGGAGCCCUCAGAAUGAAUGAAAGGGCCUUUCAGAUUAUUGCAGGCCCCUCUCAGACAUAUGACGAGGCUAAAGCCACUUGUCAAGCUUUAGGUGGAUUCUUGCCCAUUGUGAAAACCAUGCAGGAUUUUGAAAAUCACGUUUUUACCCAUUGGCUUAACGAGGUACCUGCCACCAGAUAUUGGACUUCUCUUAAGCAUGGCGCCGGUUCGCAGUACUGUAUCAAUGCCGCUUGCAAUGCACAAGUACUUCACUGGGCUGAUGAUUCUCGAUUCGUGUACGAGGAUCUUGAUAAACCGAUUACAGGCAGGACAACCGAGACAUGUUACGCAAUAGAUCCCCAAUCGUCGUUGCCAUUAAGAGGGAACCUUGUCGGUGUGGAUUGUAGUACAAAGUGGAGAGUUGUGUGUGAAUUUUCUUGUUUUUAGCGUUUGGUGAACAACUUUUACCACACAAGUUUAAGCUCUCACUGGUUUGCAAACAAACUGAAUCUGAAUUGGCUAGUGAGGCAUAAUAUUGUCCAAGCCCCAACACAUUGAGCUCCUUAGGCCUGGAGAGAAAGGCUCUACAAAACUUCCCUAGAAAACGUAUUAGCAUCGUGUUGCCUCCGGUUGCAGGACAACUCGGCCAGCGGAUAACUCGACCCAGGGCAACUCGACCCAGUGGACAACUCAACCCAGUACAGAAAUUAGGCUCAUAUGCUGCCUUACAAAUAUUUCCCAUUUAUGGAGCAAGCUGAGAUGUAAAACAUAUCAAAAUUUGAAAGACUUUACAAAAGUCAUUAUUUGACUUUUUCAAGGCAAAUUUCGUUUACGAAAGUCAUGGUGUGAAAAUCAAGUUUGAUAAUGUUUGAAUCAAAUUUAAUAUUUCUUCUGUAAUGCCUUACUGAUAUGAUGCUCAUAUCUUUGCAAGCAAAUUGAAUGUUAACACAUCACUCUUCGGUUUUGACCUAUAACCAAUAUUUUUUAACCAAUAUGUUGCGCUUAGUUAGUGUACUGGUUCGAGUUUUUUUGCUCAGUCGAGUUGUCCUAGGUCGGGUUGUCUUGGGUCGAGCUGUCCGUUGGGUCGAGUUAUCCGGUCACCGUUGCCUCCUUUUCAGGUGUUUGAACGGGCAGAUAGAAUUGAAUAAACAAACUCUCUCAUCGUCCAUAAAUCUGGUUAGGAGGUAACGCAAUGCUCAAAUAUCUCUUGCAAGUUAUUGUACAGCUUAACUCUCCAUGCUUGACGACCUCCUUGCCCAGCAUCACCGCGUAUUGUCGAGAAAAUAUUGAGCAUUAAUAAAAACACCAGCUUAGCAAGACCAGAAAAACGCUCCUUCCAAUUUGUUUCAUUGCAGCACAAAAUAAAGAAUUCUAUUGAAAUUUCCUUGUCCUUGUAACCCGUGUUGUGGAAACCGAAGGUCCAUUUGGCAUCACUGAUGAGAUAUGAGCCCCGAAUGAGCAAAACUUUCUUUUUGUCAGGCAUUUCCGUUAAAAAGUCUCAUAUGUAAAAUAAAAUGUGUGUAUGUA